AUGCCCUCCAACAGCCCAACUGGCCACAUUGGCACGACACAAAAAACACACAAACACACAAACACACAAACACACCUCCCCUCCCUCCUCCUCCGAGCCUUCCUCCCUUGGUCCUCUUCACCACACGAGAAGACGACAUGGCCGCCGAGGCGGUCCGAGAAGAUCAACAACUGGGCGCGGUCAAUCGCCAUGCCGCCGAUGAGGACGCCACGGGCAAUAAGAACAAGGACUACAGCACGUGGGAGAUAGAGGAGGUGGAGCCGGAUCAGAGGGCCGGGUCGCCUCCUCCGAAUCCACAGGGCGCGCCGGCGGCGGAGGAUGUGUACGUGGCGGUCGGCAAGGGCGGGUCCAGCAUGGCGGCGCUGUCGUGGGCGCUGAGGCACCUCGCGAGGCCCCGGAGCUUCGUCUACCUCGUGCACGUCUUCCCCGUCGUCGCCAGCAUCCCCACCCCAUUAGGAAUGAUGCCCAAGAGGCAAGCAACCCCAGAGCAGGUAGAAACUUACAUGAACCAAGAGAGAUCGAAGAGGCGAGAGAUGCUACAAAAAUUUCUAGACCAGUGCCGCAACUUUCAGGUUAACGUCGAUGUGUACCUCAUCGAGAGUGAUCAAGUUGCUGAUGCGAUCGUCGAACUUAUCCCUGUUAUGGCCGUGAAACAGCUGGUGCUGGGUGUCUCAAAAUCCAACUUGCGGAAGCUGAAGAAAGGAAACACAAUUGCGGGACAGGUUCAGAAGAACACACCUCUCUACUGCGAAGUCAGGAUUGUCUGUGAUGGCAAAGAAGUUACAGCGGUGACAACUGAUCCAACACCACCAUUUUCACCGUCCCCUGUAAAUAAGAGCAGCAGAUCUCGUACCCCGACACCGCCAUCGUCUACACCAAACCACGAUAAUAUAGCAGCAGUUGAUGAAAAAAAUGAUAGCAAAGCGAAGGAAAGAAAGAAAAUUCCCAAGUUUCUCAGGUGCCUGUCAUCUUGAUUAUCAUCUAUUUGCUGUUUCAGUCACUUUCAAAGGUGGAAUGCUGGAUGCACCAUCUUCAGAUAAUCAUGUAGCGAAGAGUUUGUAAUUAUCAGUUUUGCCAUGCUUUGAUUUUUUUUUAAUCUUCUCGAUCUAUUGUGUAAAAAUGAGAUAAUUCUGUCACAUGUGGGAGCUUUCAGCAUAUCUCAGCAGGGUUCUUUUUCUAUAAUGAGGAUCUGUAUUUGAUGAUAA
Brachypodium distachyon (stiff brome) is the source of this 1205-nucleotide messenger RNA. RefSeq names its product U-box domain-containing protein 35. NCBI's taxonomy places the organism in Eukaryota, Viridiplantae, Streptophyta, Magnoliopsida, Poales, Poaceae. The transcript has 4 exons. Bases 138 to 974 code for a protein of 278 amino acids. The record is from RefSeq and is a predicted model, not a curated record.